Molecule: messenger RNA, 1205 nt
Organism: Mycena citricolor
Lineage: Eukaryota; Fungi; Basidiomycota; Agaricomycetes; Agaricales; Mycenaceae
Source: the annotation of a GenBank genome assembly
CACUGAAUUCCCAGAACUUUCCCAGACCACGUCCCAAAUAGACGCCGGGUCUCAGUUCCACACCCGCCUAGGCAUCGGCUCGACUGCUCUCACUUCACGAAUGACGGCGUCGUCGCUUGUCGUCCUAUCUUCGAGUCGCACAGCAUUAUUAUGUCAUCACUGAAUGGCGCCGGUGCUCUCAAGGUACGCUCAAGGUGCCGCAAAGCACAUGCAGUGUCUCCCAGAGCUGGAAGCGCGAAAACCGCACUCGGACCGGCGAAAUCGAGCACGGUGCUCUCGAAGAUGAUCUCGGCGAAGUGGCGCCCAUUGGUCCCGGAGGAACGCAUGCUGUGGGAUGAGAUGCCAAAGCAAAGCAGCGGAAGAGAGAGCACGAGCUGAGAUACUCCUACUACGUCUCUUCUGGGCGUAGCGUGCGGCAUGAUCCAACUCAAGUCGAUUCAGGAACGAGGGCGUGUGGGAGGAACCGGCAUCAGCGAGGAGACGGGCAGAAACCGCAAGUGCUCGACAACAACUGAUGUCUCCCACCUCGCUUGUCCCGACGCUUACCCUACAGGACCCCUGUGCGCAAUAGGACUUCCAGCCGCAGGUCGUCAAUGCACAGUUCUCCGACAGUCUGAGACUCGGACCGUCUGGACUUCCAGGCUCGAUCUCAGUCACUCCUGCCUUGGAGCCCUUCGCCGGCUACAUCGAGCCUUGCAAUCCUCCGGCUGCAUACUUCGAUCCGCUGCCAUCAUUGUGCGGCGAUUACACAUCCACCUGAAAUUUGUCCUUGCCGUGGGCUACGGAGCCGGUUUUGGCGCUUGCGAUUACGACUCGGACAAAGCUCCUAGGGGCACUGCUGGCUGGGAGUUUGCUGCCGAUGCUCUCCCAGAAGGAGACGAUGGGGCCCCCGUGAUGUGCCCUGGGUCGGAAUGCGCUGGAAUCAUCAUGAGAUGAUCGCCUUCUUUCAUUCUGCCCUUUGCGCUCUAUCUAUGGUACCUCUGGAUUCUUCAUACUUGAUCAGUAAGUGAGAUAUCACUCAGUUUGCACCGGGCCUGAAACCUGUCAGACAACAAAAAAGAGCAAGAGAAUUCUAUCCGUUUCUUUGAUAUCGCUAUGCCAUGUAUGCAAGGACGGGUACCGUAAAUUCUACUCGUUGGAAGUACAAAUCAUAUAUGAGACUUGAUGUACUGGUCAGCAAGGGAAUAUACUGGUCAGGCUGCGUA